CUUGCAUCAUUUACUUAAUAAGAACAUCUUCCUCCUAUCUUGCCUUGUCAAUAAAAUCUGUCUCUCCAUUUCUUUGUUCAAUAUCAGUCUUUGCUUCCAAGAAUAUAUAGUAAUUUCAAUUUUUUACACAAUAAAUAUUCUUCUUUGUGCGUAUGUGUGUUUGCAUGGUGGAAAAAUAAGCGCGCGAUGAGAAUGCAGUGGCUAUGGCGGAAUUUGUUGGCAGCGGCAGUGUUGGUGAUGGCAGGAGCGGUGGCUGCCGGCGGAGAAAAUGUGAGUUAUGACGGAAGGUCGUUAAUAAUAGAUGGACAAAGGAAGAUGUUGUUUUCUGGUUCUAUUCAUUAUCCUCGAAGCACCCCUGAUAUGUGGCCAUCUCUAAUAUCAAAAGCAAAACAAGGUGGAAUAGAUGUGAUUGAGACCUAUGUUUUUUGGAAUCUUCAUGAGCCUCGUCCUGGACAGUAUGAUUUUAGUGGAAGACGUGACAUAGUAGUAUUCAUCAAGCAAAUUCAAGCACAAGGUCUAUACGCUUGCCUUCGUAUUGGGCCCUAUAUUGAGGGUGAAUGGACAUAUGGGGGCUUCCCGUUUUGGUUACAUGAUGUCCCUGGCAUUAUUUAUCGAUCUGACAACGAACCGUUUAAGUUAUACAUGCAAAACUUUACCACAAAAAUAGUGAGCUUGAUGAAGUCGGAAGGGUUAUAUGCCUCACAAGGAGGUCCAAUCAUACUCUCACAGAUUGAGAACGAAUAUCAAAAUAUAGAAAAAGCAUUCAGAGAAGAUGGCCCCCUUUAUGUUCGUUGGGCAGCAAAGAUGGCUGUGGAACUUCAGACUGGUGUGCCAUGGGUCAUGUGUAAACAAGAUGAUGCUCCUCAUCCUAUUAUUAACACAUGCAAUGGAAUGAAAUGUGGAGAAACAUUUAAAGGGCCAAAUUCACCCAAUAAGCCGUCACUCUGGACAGAGAACUGGACAAGCUUCUAUCAAGUGUAUGGUCAGAAUGUAACACUUAGAUCAGCAGAAGAUAUUGCCUUUCAAGUUGCUCUGUUCAUCGCAAGGAAGAAUGGAACGUACAUAAACUAUUACAUGUAUCAUGGAGGCACAAAUUUUGGCAGGACUGCUGCUGAAUUUAUGAUAACAAGUUAUUAUGAUCAAGCUCCACUUGAUGAGUAUGGUUUAAUCAGAGAACCAAAAUGGGGUCAUCUGAAGGAAUUACAUGCAGCAGUAAAGUUAUGCUCGGAAGCUAUACUUUCUAGUUUUCCCACCAUGCAAUCUUUAGGUCAACUACAGGAGGCUUAUGUAUUCAGUGGAGAUUCAGGAGCUUGUGCAGCAUUCCUGGUGAACGCAGAUAAUAGAAGAAGUGCAACGGUGCGAUUCCAAAAUUUGACAUACCAAUUACCUCCAAAAUCUAUAAGCAUCUUACCUGACUGCAACAUUGUAGCCUUCAAUACAGCCAAGGUGAGUACUCAAUUCAACACAAGAAGUUCGAGGCCAGUAUUCAAGUUUGAUUCAGCUGAGAAAUGGGAACAAUUCCAAGAUGUUAUUCCGCAAUUUGAUGCAACCACACUGAGAUCACAAACAUUACUGGAGCAAACGAAUACUACGAAAGAUGCCUCCGAUUAUCUUUGGUAUACUGCCAGUUUUGAGCAGGAUUCUCAGGAGCAGCAGGCUAGACUAAGUGUGAAGUCCUUAGGACAUGUUUUACAUGCUUUUGUGAAUGGAGCUCUUGUGGGUUCUGCUCAAGGACAAUUUAGAAAUACAUCAUUUACACUAGAAAGCAUGGUUGCUCUAAAUAAAGGGACAAACCAAAUCUCAUUACUAAGUGCAACGGUUGGCUUACCGGAUUCAGGAGCAUUUCUUGAGCGCAGGUCUCUGGGCGUACGUUCAGUGAUUAUUCAAAACAGUCUAGGGGUCAAAAUUUUCACUGUUUUCCCCUGGGGUUAUCAGGUUGGACUGUUGGGUGAAAAGUUACAAAUUUACACAUAUGAAGGAUCAAAGAAUGCUAAUUGGAGCAGCUUAGGCUCUUCUCAACAGCUCACAUGGUACAAGUCCAUUUUCAGUGCACCCAAGGGUGAUGGUCCAAUUGCUCUAAAUCUUGGGUCCAUGGGGAAAGGUGAAGCUUGGGUUAAUGGCCAAAGUAUCGGCAGAUAUUGGGUCUCAUUUCACACAUCUGCAGGUCUUCCUUCACAAACUUGGUACAAUGUUCCAAGGUCAUUUCUCAAACCUAGAAAUAACCUACUAGUUAUAUUUGAGGAAGAAAUGGGCAACCCUCUUAACAUCACUUUAGACGCAAUUUCAGUCACAAAGGCCUGUUUAGGGAAGGCAAAAUGCACUGUUGCCCAGUCAUAUAAGAAAUUCGGCAGUGAUCCGUGUCCUGGAGUUCAUAAGUCUCUGCUGGUUGAUGUUCAGUGCGAAUGAAUACACAACUUAUCAUCUCCUUCUUUUUGCUCUUUAUAAAUGGAAGAUGUAUAGAAUUACAGGGAUGUAUAGGUGCAUUCAUUUGAUACAUGUACGUCCAUAUAAUUAUAAGUUGAACUAGAGAAUUUUCCCAAUAUGUUA
Molecule: messenger RNA, 2547 nt
Organism: Nicotiana tabacum (common tobacco)
Lineage: Eukaryota; Viridiplantae; Streptophyta; Magnoliopsida; Solanales; Solanaceae
Source: RefSeq, a predicted model, not a curated record